Messenger RNA from Pongo pygmaeus (Bornean orangutan), 7075 nucleotides. RefSeq names its product GTP binding protein 1 (gene GTPBP1). The record is from RefSeq and is a predicted model, not a curated record. The coding region runs from base 2232 to 4241 and encodes 669 amino acids. Gene Ontology annotation, molecular function: translation elongation factor activity; GTPase activity; GTP binding. NCBI's taxonomy places the organism in Eukaryota, Metazoa, Chordata, Mammalia, Primates, Hominidae. Gene Ontology annotation, biological process: translational elongation. The transcript is spliced from 12 exons.
GGAGUUUCGCUCUUGUUGCCCCGGUUGGAGUGCAAUGACUCGAUCUUUAACCUCCGCCUCCUGGGUUCGAGCGAUUCUCGUGCUUCAGCCUCCUGAGUAGUUGGGAUUACAGGCAUGCACCACCGCACCCGGAAAAUUUUGUAUUUUUAGUAGAGACGGGGUUUCUCCAUGUUGGUCAGGCUGGUCUCAAACUCCCGACCUCAGGUGACCCGCCCACCUUAGCCUCCCAAAAUGCUGGGAUUACAGGCGUGAGCCACCGCACACGGCCAACUUGAACUCUUUGGAUGAGCCAGUUGGUGAGAUGCUAUCGAUCUGGGCCAUAAAGGAAAAGCCAAAAUCUGUUUUUUAAAAUGUUCUACUCUCAAUACAACACAACGCCUCUGGUCACCAAAAUGUGUGGAUUUCUCCCCACCAGCAACCCAUCAGUGCUGCAGGGGACACCAGCUGGAUGUCCUCUAGUUCAGUUCAAUUCGUCUCACACUGUCUACCUGGAGAUACUGUCAGAUCCCACUGAUUAAGGGCUCAGUCCCACAAAACUGUGCCCCUCCUUCAGAAGCCAGUUAUGAGUUCAGGCCUCCAGUACUUUUUUUUUUUUUUUUUGGUGAGUGGGAGUCUCGCUCUGUUGCCCAAGCUUGAGUGCAGUGGUGUGAUCUUGGCUCACUGCAACCUCCGCCCCCCCAGGUUCAAAGGAUUCUCCUGCCUAAGCCUCCAGAGUAGCUGGGAUUACAGGCACAUGCCACCACGCCCAGCUAAUUUUUGGUAGAGACAGCGUUUCACCAUGUUGGCCAGGCUGGUCUCGAACUACUGACGUCAGGUGAUCCGUCUCAGCCUCCCAAAGUGCUGGGAUUACAAGUGUGAGCCAUUGCUUCCGGCCCAUAUAGGAUGGAGGUGACCAAUUUGGCAAGGAAGAAAUUAAAAAGCACAUAAGAACAGUAUCAAGACCAUUGGAAUCAGAUGACUUCCUGUCCAAGAUUCCCAGCUGUGUUUGUGCAAAUAAGACUUGAUAGUAGUGGAAAACAGGGACAAGAAGAGACUGUCUCUUCUCAGGUAGAUCCCCAAAACUGAAAGCCAUUUUCAAUCCUGCCACUUGCUCACUAAAGAUUUAGGGUUUAGGUCCAAACCCUAAAUCUUCGAUUCCUUAUCUUCUCAAACAUGCUCUUGUUUGCUUGAUGCCUGGGACGAGUGGCCAAGGCCGACAUUAUUAGACGUUGGUUAAUCCCUAAUUUCGCCAAACAAUGACGGCCUAGGCUUUUCCGGCUUUUGAAACAGGAAUUCAAGACACUAAAACUUGUGUUGAUGACAUUUUGGGUUGGGGCUUUUCACAACUGAUGACACUGGAAAAAUAACCCAUAGGAAACUACCGUAUGAGACCCUAGAUCUCGGUUUAGCAGUUCACCACAAAAGUGGUGAGGUGUUUUUUGGGUUUUAAUUUUAGCUGCUUGCCUCUGUUUUUAGUUCGUGUGAUUGUCUCCGCAAAGGCAGUGAAUGGAGAAUUCUCCCUAAGGUCAGCAUUUAAUUAUUGCCUCACUCUGGCUGCUAUAGUAUUACAACUCUUGGAACGUACAGCAUCGAUCCUACUAUUAAAGUUGCCUGGAGCAUGCCAGCACGUUGGACAUCGGCGUUCCAGCAACUGCCUCAGUCACUGAAUCGAGUGGGAGGCUCAUUUUGCAGUUUACUAUCUCCAUGAGCGGGUCCGGGCGCGGGACCUGUUCUAUGACUCAAUUGGGUCCUGCCCCUGUCCGUCAUCGGAAGGCUUACAGCGCCUACUGUUUUGCAGUAAGAUUUGCAGGCUUAGCACCGCCUCUGGAAACAAGGAGAGUGAAGGGGCGUUGACGAGUAGCGUUGUUUGUAUUUCUCUCCUCAUUGGAUGGCUGCUGUGUCAGUCACACUCUUCUCUGCUCCCGUUGGCGGGAGGGCUUCAGGCGGGUAGCGGGGACUCGGUACUGCCCCCUCCCAAGCUGGGAGCAGGGCGCGUGACGUCUCAGACAUUUGUUGUUGGGGUUUGGGCCUCAUUAAUUAUUCAUUAGGUGCUUGAAAGCUCUGCAGGGAUUGGUGGCUGAGAGGCCUGGUCGACUGUUUCUUAGCUAGAGGUACGUGUCACCCAGUACGCGGCUGGAGAAGUUUUGCAUAAAUUAUUCCGAUAAGGAGCGGGGCGGGGCUGUGUGCAUAGAUUAGUCAAAUGAGCCUGGGAGGGAGGGAAGCCGGCUACGAAUUAGCCUAAGUUAUUAAAGAUGGCGACGGAGCGCAGUCGCUCCGCGAUGGACUCGCCGGUCCCGGCCUCUAUGUUCGCCCCCGAGCCCAGCUCCCCCGGGGCGGCCAGGGCCGCAGCGGCCGCCGCCCGACUCCACGGCGGCUUUGACUCGGACUGCAGCGAGGACGGCGAGGCGCUCAACGGCGAGCCAGAGCUGGACCUCACCAGCAAGCUGGUUCUAGUGAGCCCUACAUCAGAGCAGUAUGACAGCCUACUUCGGCAGAUGUGGGAGAGGAUGGACGAGGGAUGCGGAGAGACCAUAUAUGUCAUUGGGCAGGGAUCAGAUGGGACUGAGUAUGGGCUGAGUGAAGCUGACAUGGAGGCCUCCUAUGCCACAGUGAAGAGCAUGGCGGAACAGAUAGAGGCCGAUGUCAUCCUUCUGCGGGAACGGCAAGAAGCUGGGGGCCGCGUGCGUGAUUACCUGGUCCGGAAACGAGUAGGAGACAAUGACUUCCUGGAGGUCAGGGUAGCCGUGGUGGGCAACGUGGAUGCCGGCAAAAGCACGCUUCUGGGGGUCCUGACACAUGGGGAGCUGGACAAUGGCCGAGGCUUUGCCCGCCAGAAACUCUUCCGCCACAAACAUGAAAUUGAAUCUGGUCGCACCAGCAGUGUGGGCAACGACAUUCUGGGCUUUGACAGUGAAGGCAAUGUAGUGAACAAGCCUGACAGCCACGGCGGCAGCCUGGAGUGGACCAAGAUCUGUGAGAAGUCCACUAAAGUCAUUACCUUCAUCGACUUGGCUGGUCACGAGAAGUACCUGAAAACCACUGUCUUCGGCAUGACAGGCCAUCUGCCUGACUUCUGCAUGCUCAUGGUGGGCAGCAAUGCUGGCAUCGUGGGGAUGACCAAAGAACACCUGGGCUUGGCACUGGCACUCAAUGUACCCGUCUUUGUGGUAGUCACCAAGAUUGACAUGUGUCCUGCCAACAUCCUGCAAGAAACCCUGAAGCUGUUACAGCGCCUGCUGAAGUCACCAGGCUGCCGGAAGAUCCCCGUGCUGGUGCAGAGCAAAGAUGAUGUGAUUGUCACAGCCUCCAACUUCAGCUCUGAAAGGAUGUGCCCGAUAUUCCAGAUCUCCAACGUUACAGGCGAGAACCUAGAUCUGCUGAAGAUGUUUCUCAACCUCCUCUCCCCCCGCACCAGCUACAGGGAGGAGGAGCCUGCUGAGUUUCAGAUUGAUGACACCUACUCCGUCCCAGGUGUGGGGACAGUGGUUUCGGGGACAACACUGAGAGGCCUGAUCAAGCUGAAUGACACGCUGCUGCUGGGCCCAGACCCCCUGGGUAACUUUCUGUCCAUUGCUGUCAAAUCCAUCCAUCGCAAGCGCAUGCCUGUCAAGGAGGUGCGGGGUGGCCAGACAGCAUCCUUUGCGCUGAAGAAGAUCAAGCGCUCGUCCAUCCGGAAGGGCAUGGUGAUGGUUUCCCCACGUUUGAAUCCCCAAGCCUCCUGGGAGUUUGAGGCCGAGAUUCUCGUCCUCCACCACCCCACCACAAUUAGCCCGCGCUACCAGGCCAUGGUGCACUGUGGGAGCAUCAGGCAGACAGCCACCAUUCUGAGCAUGGACAAGGACUGUCUGCGCACUGGGGACAAGGCCACUGUACACUUCCGCUUUAUCAAGACCCCUGAGUACCUGCACAUAGACCAGCGGCUGGUGUUCCGGGAAGGCCGCACCAAGGCUGUCGGCACCAUCACCAAGCUCCUCCAGACCACCAACAACUCCCCGAUGAACUCCAAGCCCCAGCAGAUUAAAAUGCAGUCGACGAAAAAGGGCCCCCUGACGAAACGAGACGAGGGGGGCCCGUCUGGUGGGCCAGCAGUAGGAGCACCCCCACCUGGAGAUGAAGCCUCCUCUCUAGGGGCUGGGCAGCCAGCUGCGUCCAGCAAUCUCCAGCCUCAGCCUAAGCCCAGCAGUGGAGGCCGGCGACGAGGGGGCCAGCGCCACAAGGUGAAGUCCCAGGGGGCCUGUGUGACUCCUGCCAGCGGCUGCUGAACCUUCCCCUGGCCCACCCCCACCACCCAAGGGGUCAUCAUCUCUGGCCACCAUUCCACCAGAUGGGCAGAGCAGCUAUGACCGCCACCCAGCCCUCCCGCUCAGGCCACAGCCGGAGCCUCCGCAUUGCCCCCACCCCCAUUUUCCAGGGGGGUUGUAAUUUAUAAGCUGAGGAAGGUAGCCAGACUUCUGGAGGACUGACCAUCUCUCACUGUCCUCCCCACCUUCUUCCUCACUCACACAUUUUUUUGUACAUCUGGGCCCUUAGUUUUUAUUCUGUUUAUUAUAUGUCUCUGUCUCUCUCUAUUGUGUGUGUGUGUGUGGUGCAGGAGUGCCACCCCCAGGGCCCUGUCAGCCUCUCUUUUCUCCUCCAUGGCUGCCUGCCUGCGAGUCUGUCUCUGAGAAUCCUCGGGGCGGUCAGGGGAUGUCAGGAGGGGAAGGAGCCGCCCUCCCUAUCUUGCUGCUCCUCUUGGCACUCAGGGGCACCUUCCAUGGAGCCAGACUGGGUGGAGGGGCUUCUGGGAUUUGGUGUCUGCUGCUGCCAGAGCAGGAACCCCCAGUCUAGGACUUGGGCAUUUUAACAGAGAGAAAGUAGUGGCUUCUCCUUUUCUCUCUCUCUGCCUUUUUCCCUUUAAGCCCAGAGAUUCAGGUCAUGCCAAAAGCUCUCUGGUUGUAACCUGGAGACAUGUGGAGGGGAAUGGCGAUGGGAUUAUAGGACUCUCCCCAUCCUGGGCCCUGACCCUGACCCUUGCCACCAACCCAAAGACAACUGGUGGGUUUCCCCUUGGAGACAAUCCUGCGUUUGCCUGGGCCGGCCCUGGCUGCCCUCAGCUUUUGCUGAUUUGCCCGGCCUGGAGCCUCCCAUCACCCCGCUUCUUGUUGGGCCUCAGGCACUGGUUACCAAAAGGGGGUCUGGGUCUGCUCAGGAUCAUGUUUUCUAGCACCUCCUGUUGGAGGGGUGGAGGGAUGUUCCCCUGAGCUAGGCUGAGACUAGAACCCCAUCUUCCCCGUCAUGUCACUCCUGUGGCUGCUACAGGAGCACAGUAGUGAAGGCCUGAGCUCCAGGUUUGAAAGACCCAACUGGAGCGUGGGGAGGGCAGGCAGGGUUCAGUGAAAGGACACUUCCAGGGUUAGGACAGAGCAUUUAGCCCUCUGGAAGAACCCCUGCCUGGGGUGGGGCUGUGCAGGCCAGAGAAGGUGGCAUGGGCCUGAACCCACCUGGACUGACUUCUGCACUGAGGCCACAGAUGUAGGGGCAGGCUGGUGGGCGGGGGUGGUUCAUUCUCUAGCCGGGGCAGACACCCAGCUGGCUGGGUCCUUCCUCAGCCUUGCCUCCUCCUGUCCCCAACCCUUUCCUUUCCUCCUGCUUGCGGACUGCUGGUCCCCUCUCCUUCCCUCCUUCCAGCUGUUUCUAGUUACCACCUACCCCUGGCCAUGGACUGAUCAGACCAGCAUUCAAAAUAAAAGUUUGUUCCAAGUUGACAGUGUGGUGCUCCCUGCCCAGCCCCUCCAGGUGGAGGUGCUGCCACGGGAACGCAGUUGCUCUGCCUGCCCUGGGGCCCCUGGCGACAGCUGGGAGCAGGGCAGUGCUGUGAGGAGCCCAGCUUUCCCAGUCAGGCAGGCAUGGCUUCCAUGUUCAGGCUCCCUCACCAGCUGGUGACAGGGGACAAGCUUACCAACCUUCUCUGAACCUCAGUUUUCUCAUUUACAAGAGGCAAAGCCAUACAUCAAGGUUGUGUGGAUUCAGAGAAUGUGAGGCCCUGGGGUGUCCUACACACGGGAAGGGCUUGCUCAGUGAGCGGUCUGCACACCGUUAGCCACCCUGCCACCUCUGUGCCCUGGGCAGGCUUGAAAGGAAAGCUGUGGCUGGGACUGCCAGGCAUCUCACACGCUCCUGUUGACAUUCCCAGCAGCCGCCCCUGAGGUCGAUGUUUGUUCUGUUUUUCUUUUUUUUUUUCGUUUUUUGAGACAGAGUGUCGCCCUGUUGCCAGGCUGGAGUGCAGUGGUGUGAUCUCUGCUCACUGCAACCUCCACCUCCCAGGUUCAAGCGAUUCUCCUGCCUCAGCUUUCUGAGUAGCUGGGACUACAGGCGCACGCCACCACGCCCAGCUAAUUUUUUGUAUUUUAGUAGAGACAGGGUUCCACCAUGUCGGCCAGGAUGGUCUCGAUCUCCUGACCUCAUGAUCCGCCCGCCUCGGCCUCCCAAAGUGCUGGGAUUACAGGUAUGAGCCACCGUGCCGGGCCUGUUCUGUUUUUCUAGUUAAGGGAACUGAAGCUCAGAGACAAGUGUCACCAGCAGGUGUUCAUUCCUGUGCCAGCCUUGCCCCCCGGCUUUUCCCAGGCGAGCUCCUGUGUGUCCACUGGCUCCAGCCCGGUCCUCUGUGUCUUGGCUGCUUCCCUCCUGCUCUUUGUCCUGACUCUUGCCCUGCUUACAGGGGCCACUACCUGCUGGUGCCUCCAUAACAAGCCUCUGGCGUUGAGCCCCCUGGCAUGGCAGGGGCUGUGGGGUCUGGCUUUCCACCAGGCUUAGCCAUGGCAGAACCUCGUUUUAUUUUAACUCUUUGCCCUUACAAACAGCAGUACUUGCAGGAACCAUUCUUGGGAUUCAGGAGCUCUGGCGACUACCUUGGCUUGUGGCCGCACCCAGGAGGGUGGGGUUGGAUCUGUGUAGUUGCCAGGCCCACAUCUGCCAGCAGGGGGCUGACUGGAUCCAUGCUUUACUGUGUUUAAUGGGGGUAACAGGGGUCCCUACAGCCCUCCCAGCUAAACAUUUGGAACAAAACACCAGCCCUUUUGUAGUGGAUGCAGAAUAAAAUUAAUCCAAUCACCUCCAA